GUGAACAAGACGGGAGGCCGGCUGCGUGUUCCGUGUGUUGUCAAACCUACGUCAAAAGUAAAGUAAAAGACGCGAAAAAAAUAUUUAACUUCCUGGAUGAAAUGAUCGGCACUCGGCUUUGAGAAAAGCGAAAGAAGAAUGAUGGACAGUGAUUUGAUUUCUAACAUCAAGUCGGCCAUCGAGCAAGGCAGGUCGGACAUAGUCCGGACUCUGCUUGAGGCCUGCGACAAAGGGCAGGAAGGUUUAACGAAGGACAAGGUUUUGAACUCGCCGCUCAUUGACGGAGGAACGCUUCUUCUUUACGCCACUAAACUCGACCAAGGCGAUGUAGUGCGUACUCUGCUCUCUGCUGGAGCCGACCCCGGUAUUCAAAACUCAGCUGGUGAAAAUGCCCUGGAUACAGCUGGCACUAUCCAUAUGAAGCAGAUUUAUGUGGAUGAACUUCUCAGGGCUACUGGAACAUCUGACGUUGGUCGUGUUUGUCAAUUGAUUGCUGCGGGCUUGAGUGUGAAUUCGUAUGAUAGCGAGGAGAGCAGAAACACCCCUUUGCACUGGGCUGCUUCAUACGGAAACCGGGACAUUGUCUCUUGCCUUAUUCAUCGUGGAGCAAAUGUCAAUGCCAUGAAUUCGUGUGGUGCCACUCCACUCCAUGAUGCAGUGUCUCAAAACAAUGUAGAAAUUGCCGAAGAGCUCCUACAGGGGGGUGCCAAUCCCCUUAUUCAAGCUGUGCGGGGGAAGUUUUCUGGUCAGACGUCUUUGGAUUUGGCUUGCAACAAAAUGGAACUUGCCUCUCUGCUAGACCGAUACACCACUUUCAACACAAAACCAAACAUGCCUCUCGACAUGAAUGGUGGUCUUUCAGUUGAAGCCAGUGGCAGGCUUCGGGCUGCUUCUGUCCGCUCCCUCUCAAGUGAAAUGUUUGAGAGCUUCGACAGUACAAGAAAAAUUUCCUACGCCCCAUUUUCACCAACCAGCCCUCUUAGCAAAGGCACCCUCAGCCCUCAGUUUGAACAUGUUGCGGAAAAACUGGCCAGCUGCAAUUUAAAAUCUCCAGUCACGCCCAUUGUGACAAGGACUAGUUUGCAACUGCUGUGGCCGCAGCCACAGAGGAUUCAGGAGCUGUCUGGUCCUAGUUUUGUGCCUGAUGGAAAGGUGCAUGUGAUGGUUCACCCAAGCACAGAACCUAUUUUAAAAAUUUUGGACAUUUGGGAAGCCAGCAGAGCCGCCCUGCAAGCGGUGAAAUUUUCCGUGAUGGUUGGAGGAGUACAUCCUCCAGGAGGAGGGUUGUCUAAUAAGGAAAUUAAUUCCAUUGAAUGCUGUGUUAGUGAUAAAAUUUUCUCGUCAGUCAACAUGUACCAGCUUCACAUCACAUCCAAUAUUAUAAAAAUAAGUGCUGGAAGCUUGUGUGCCUUGCACUAUGCCUUGGUCACUCUGACGCAACUAAUUCGUCUGAGCAGUGAUGAAGAUGGUCUGGCUCCAGUGAUCAUCCAGGACCACCCCGCGCUUAGUCAUCGUGGCGCUCUCAUUGACAUUUCACCGCUCAGCCGCAUUCCAUCUUUGGAGUGCCUUUUUAACAAAAUAGAGACCUGGUCGCAGUUGAAAAUGAACUACCUCCACCUGUACACCAGGCUUCGGCCUAGUUCUGAUUGGCAGCUCAGCUAUUCAAAAAGUGAACUGAUGAGCGUUGCUCGUUACUGCCAAGAUCGCUUCCUCACGUUGGUGCCUGUUUUGGAUGUCGAAGACUGCGUGGAAGAGUCACAGCUCUCACUCAUGUGGCCAGUGUUUCAGCAACUAGUUGCUAGUUUCCCUAACGUUGAGCUAAUUCACAUAGGGCCUCGCUUGAGCAGCCUGCUACUACCGCAACAAACACCAAAUGGUUUUAUCAAUGGUGAUAGUUACCAUGCGUACACUAAUUCGCUAGGUAUUUCAAAAGUUUGGCAUCUCCUCACUCUUCCAACACAUGUGACACUCAUGCUGUGCUGCAACAAUCUAGCGCAGAGUUAUGAUUUGCCACCAAAUGUCAUCUUGAUGGAGUAUGGAUUCCAGGCUGAUUAUGAUUUCUUGGGGAAAGUGAGACCUCAUCUUGAUGAAGGCAGGGCCAUAUGCUUGUGUCCUGGAACAGCAAGUUGGAACAGUCUUGCUGGAUGUCCUGAGGCAGCCCUUUGCAAUAUCAUGACGUCAGUGCAGGUUGCUGUUCAGUCAGGCACUCUGGGAAUUGUGGCUGCUAAUUGGUCAGGCCCUCAUCAUCUGACUCCAUAUCCAUUUUCUUGGCCUGGAUUUGUCGUUGCUGCGGGGCUCUCUUGGAACUCCAGUGCCCACUGGGAGUUUGUGCAUUCAUCAUUGGCGCCUUUACUUGAUGCACAUGUGUUUUUGGACACGCAAGGCCACAUUGGACAAGCAAUUCUAGAGUUGGGACACGCAGACACUUUGGCUCUGAGGGCUUCCAGAGGACAAGCGACUUCUGACCAAUCCGAUCUUCCUGCACCAACUUGUUCGCUUUUACAUUGCCUGCUCACAGAACCUAACAACGUUAGCCUGGAGUUCCUUACGCCAGAACUAUUUGCUAGAGUUACCAAGCAUGUGAAACGAUGCCAGGCUAGCCUGCUGAGGGCUCAUCUACAUUGCCAUUAUUCAGAAAUGGUGCUUCAAGAGUUGCAACUCACAGCAGACUUGAUGAUCACUGCUUGCAGGAUUGGCCGUGCCUUGCUCAGCGUGGGCAUGAACCCCAACAGCAACAUGGGUCUCUCUGUGAUAAACCUGGGAGUGACAAAUCUGCCUCCAACCUUCCGAACCGACAUUGCUAACAAGUUGCUGGCGCUGAUUGAACAGUACCGGGGCACUUGGUUGCAGCGCCAUUUGCCUGCAGGGCUGCAGACCUCUCUUGUAGCGCUGACCCAAGUGCUCAACAGCUUUGUCCCAGACGACAAUGUCAAUUCCUAAUUAUUCCAACAUUCAUUCUGCUGGUGCUUUAUUUGCAUUCCUGGAUUUCCUAAUAGGCACAGUUUUCAUUUAGGAUGUGCUGUGAUUAGUCUCAACACAAAAAAGAAUCAAAAUUUGAGUAUUUAAGUUUGCAUUUUGCGUGGCGGUUGUUAUACAGUCAUUUGUUAAAACAUCAGGUCAGUUGGUCGAUAAUUAAAGCAUUUUUGAAUUUGUA
This is a messenger RNA of Cloeon dipterum, 3154 nucleotides long. RefSeq lists its product as uncharacterized. The coding region runs from base 139 to 2940 and encodes 933 amino acids. Gene Ontology annotation, molecular function: protein binding. The transcript is spliced from 17 exons. The record is from RefSeq and is a predicted model, not a curated record. Lineage: Eukaryota; Metazoa; Arthropoda; Insecta; Ephemeroptera; Baetidae.